UCCAUUUUUCAAAAAGUACUCAGCUCAUAUUUCCAUUUCUUCCUCUAAUAAUACCUGUUUGUGCUUCUUCCACUUUUUCUCUCCCCAAAAGCUCCUUGUCAUAAAAGCCAGAAUGGCAUACUCAAAGGUAAUCAUUGCUCUAAUGUUGGCGUUUGUUGCCGGAUCUGCUUUAGCACAAGCACCUGGAGCAUCUCCAGCAGCUUCUCCUAAGAGUUCUCCGGCACCGGUAGCAUCACCUCCUCCUACUACAUCAACACCACCUGUCUCUGCUCCUACAACUGCAUCUUCUCCAUCCGAUUCUCCAAUGGCAUCCCCACCAGCUCCACCAACUGUUGACACUCCAGCAUCAUCUCCUUCAGGCGGUGCUUCUCCUCCAUCUAUCUCUGCCGCUCCCGGGGGUUCUCCUACCGAAUCACCAAACUCUGCUUCCUUCAACAGAGUCGCUGUCGCCGGAUCUGCUGUUGCAGCUGUCUUUGCUGCUGCUUUCAUGCUCUAAAUCUCUGAUCUGUGAAUAUUUGCAUUUUUUCAUUCACCGGAGUUGAUGAGUUAGAGUUUAUUUUUCAUUGUUCUAAUGUUCAUUCUUUUUUUACUUUUGACUUUUAUAUAUUUUGAUGGUGGUAGUCUAACCGCUGUUGAUUUUCUUGUACUAUUCUUAUUGUUAAAUAUUAUUACGGGAUUCUUUGUUUA
Molecule: messenger RNA, 687 nt
Organism: Lycium barbarum (goji berry)
Lineage: Eukaryota; Viridiplantae; Streptophyta; Magnoliopsida; Solanales; Solanaceae
Product: classical arabinogalactan protein 5-like
Exons: 1
Coding region: 113-496 (127 amino acids)
Source: RefSeq, a predicted model, not a curated record